Messenger RNA from Aspergillus melleus, 432 nucleotides. RefSeq lists its product as uncharacterized. The transcript has a single exon. The record is from RefSeq and is a predicted model, not a curated record. Bases 1 to 432 code for a protein of 143 amino acids. NCBI's taxonomy places the organism in Eukaryota, Fungi, Ascomycota, Eurotiomycetes, Eurotiales, Aspergillaceae.
AUGCUUCAGACACAGCUUACUACUGCGCACGAGGAAAAUGGCAGACUCCGCCACGGAUACGCGUUGGAAUGUCAUCGAUAUGAUGCGGCUACCAGGGAACUCUCGCAGCUCCGCGGGCAGCUCAAACGACUCGAAGCGAUGCUUUCACCCAAAGAGAGAGAUUCUGAAAGUAUUUCACCGUUUUUCUUCCACUUAGAGGCCAGGGAGAUGGCCCUAGAACAGGCAGAGCGGGAGCUAAGCCAGAAAGCAGCCGCUCUGAGUGUAGCCUGCCAGAAUGUCGCAGAGCGAUACAGCAGUGGGCGUACUUCCUGGGUUCGCCCCAAGCCUGGUCAGCACAUGCAGCAGCAUCUGCAACAGGGGUACUGCACGCCCAUUGGCACUCGUCCAAACAUGGUGGAUGCCAAUAGCAGCGUGGCCGCUAGCUUAAACUGA